CUCCAGCACUUUUGAGAAGCCAGGCAGAAGCAGGAGGCAGCGAUCAGUAGUGAUGAACCUCUAAACUGGACGUCCUGCUCAAGGUUGACACUACGCAGAGGCGAGCUUAAGGUGAAAAGAGUGGAGGAGCAAAAAGAGUAAAAGAGACGUAAAAGACAUCUGUGCUGUUCUUCCCUCCCAUCCAUGAUGCGGGACUCUGUCUUUAACUGCUGCGUUUCUCCACCCCAUCCUCCCGUUGGAGUGGAGGAGCCCCAACAGAGAAGCAGAGCUCAGGCUCCGCCCCCUAACGACAGGCAUUUCCUUAUAUUCUUUGACUUUGACGAGACCCUGGUGGACGAGUGCAGCGACGACUCUAUGGUUACUGUGGCGCCUGGUGGAGUCCUGCCUGGCUGGUUGAAGGACACCUACCGUCCCGGCUGCUACAAUGAGUAUAUGCAGCGUGUGCUGGCUUACCUCGCCGAACAAGGCGUCACCCCGGCGGCUAUUCGAGGCACAGUGGAGAAACUCCCUCCCUGCCCAGGCAUCCCCACUUUGAUGCAUUUCCUGCUCUCCCAGCCUUCAAGGGACUUUGAAGUCGUUUGUGUGUCAGACGCCAAUAUGGUCUUCAUCGAGACGUGGCUGCAGCACCUGGGCUUCCACCCACUUUUUCUGCGCAUUUUCACCAACCCAGCUCACUUUGAUGAUAAUGGGCAGCUGCAGCUUCGCCCCUUCCACUCCCAUGAGUGCCUGCGAUGCCCUGCGAACAUGUGCAAAGCGGUGGUGGUGAGGCAGUACGUGGCCCAGCGUGUGCGAGAGAGGGGCGGACGGCCGUACCAGAAGGUUUUGUACGUGGGCGAUGGGGCCAAUGACUUUUGCCCGUCACUCACACUGUCACCGGGCGAUAUAGCAUUCCCACGCUGGGACUUUCCAAUGCACAAACUGAUCCAAGAGAUGGAGGAAGCCAAACCUGGAGAGUUCAAGGCCAGUGUGGUGCCCUGGAACAGUGGAGAGGAUGUCAUCAACACCCUGAGGAAGAUAUUAGAGAGGCCCUAAAUAUAUACAUACACCUAAAUGAGGCCCUAAUAGUGUGUAGGGUUUUCAAAAUAUCGAGUACAUUCCAAACUCUUUUGGUUUUGCCAAAUAUGCAUCAACUUAGUUCUGUCUAGAAACUGCCAAGAUGUUAAGGGUCUUUUAAUAAGAUGAAAUAACACCGCUAUAAACUUACAUUUAAAUACACAGACACAUCCAAACGAGAAUGAAUUUAUAAUGUGUGUGUAUGAUUGAGCCUAGACUUUUUUUUAAAUCUGAUUGCAGACUGGCCAGUGGUGUCUAUCCCUAAAUGCAUUAUUAUUAUUAUUAUUAUUAUUUUUAUUAUCAUGCUUAAGACCAAUUUCUGUAUUGUACUGUCAUUCACACAUAAAUUCAAAUAUUGUUCUUUUUGUAGUUUUAAAGAUGCAAAUCUGAGAGGUGCUAUAGGUGAUUAUUUAUGUGAAAAAUGCUAAAGUGAUUCACUAAAAUGAUCAUCUUACUAAUGAGAAAUAACUUCCAAUGGUUAGUAUUUGCCGUUGAAAUACUGUGUGUAUUGUAUGCUAUAGUUUUUAUUCGUAAACUUUAACCCAUCCUCUGUUGGCAGGAUGUGCUGUAGUUUUUAACCUGUGAUUAGAAGAAUUUGUGUUUGGUUUUGUGUUUGUUCCUUUCUCUUAUGCAAAGUCUGUGAACUUUGGAAUUGAGAUUAUGGAUCUGAGAUCUCUGAACCUCACCAGCAUGGAUAUAAAGCCAUUUACUCACAACAAAUUUUCUGCACUUCAAAUGUCUUCAAACUUAUCCAACUCCUUCAUAGAUAAAAACAAAACAAAACCAUUCCUUACCCUUGCUUUUAUAGGCCCUUUAAAAACCAGUUCAACUUGACAGUUUGUAUCAUAGAGGAUUUUGUACCUUCUACUAAUAUAUA
Molecule: messenger RNA, 1930 nt
Organism: Sinocyclocheilus rhinocerous
Lineage: Eukaryota; Metazoa; Chordata; Actinopteri; Cypriniformes; Cyprinidae
Product: probable phosphatase phospho1
Exons: 3
Coding region: 184-1032 (282 amino acids)
Molecular function (GO): phosphatase activity
Source: RefSeq, a predicted model, not a curated record